Molecule: messenger RNA, 1255 nt
Organism: Drosophila suzukii
Lineage: Eukaryota; Metazoa; Arthropoda; Insecta; Diptera; Drosophilidae
Source: RefSeq, a predicted model, not a curated record
AUGGCCAACUUUCAAUUACCUCUACAAGUCCUGAAUCUUUUACUUUUCUUUCACAACACUUUGCAACACAACUUUUCUGCUCAACUGGUGAAGGAAAUCGGUCAACAGACGAAUGAGAGUUAUGCGUUACCAGUGUUUAAUAUAGAAUUAAUUCUCUACCAAAUCCAUGUCGCCCAAGUGAUUGACAAUGAUCCCAAUUUAGAGAGAGACUUGAUUAUAGGAGAGGGAGCCUCCAAGCAAGCAAGCAAAGAAAUAGAAAACUUGGGAUUUAUAUACAAGAAAGCCUGGAGGUCCAAAUUGGAGAUGGUCAAUAAAGUGGCGGUGCCCCAGGAACCCUUGUCAAAGAAGUUAGAUCUGGUAUCCGACUUGCUGGUGUCAAGUGCUAGGAAGUACGAUGUAGGUAGAGAUGUUAAUGACUCAAAAACGUCUUCCUUGAACAAAUGGUUGUCGGAAAAACAAGAUGAGGUUCAGGCCAAAAUAGUAGAGCUCAAGAAGACACAAAAUGGUAACAAAAUAGCAGCCAUCAGUGGAAUGUCGGUCAUUCCCGGUUGGAUUAUUCAAUUUGACUCUCAGGUUAACAGACAUUUUACCAAGGGAUAUGGAACAGAAAAGUCGAUAGAACCAUUAUGUGUUCCCAUGAUGCACUCCUUCUCCUUAUUCCAAACCAUGGCCACCAACGAGGCUAAUGGCAUAUUCAUCCCAUUCACAGCUGCACAUAUGGGCAUGUUGAUUCUUUUGCCGAGAAAGGGCGUUACUUGCCAGGAUAUAUUGAAUAACUUAGACAGCCAGAUAAAUGCUGAAUUGAGUUUUUUCAAAAGAAUUCACUUGACACUGCCCAUAUUCAAGUUCGACUUUGAAUAUGAUAUCAGCAAAAUUCUGGAGAAAGUAGAUACUGGUGGCAUGUUUGAUAAGUUCAAGUUUAGUUCGAAAACAAAAAUAACAAUCGAUGAAUUCCCGAUUAAAACUGUUGUCCAAUUUAAAUCCAAUUAUUCUUUGAGUAAAGUAAAUGACAUUAAAACACGGAAUACUGAAGCAUUCGAAGUUAAUCGUUCAUUCGUCUUUGUCAUCAAGGAUAGAGAAACAAUAUAUUCAGUUGGUCGUAUUGAAAACUUGGAUGGACUAACUGCUCAAGUGAAUUGUUCAAAGGUCUAACUGAAAAUAAACGAAUCAAUAGACUUUGUAAUGAUUUUAUUUGGUCAUAUCAAUAGAUCUGAAAUCAUUCCAAUUCAACCCUUUGAAUAAAUGAACAUUUUCU